Molecule: messenger RNA, 3497 nt
Organism: Labeo rohita (rohu)
Lineage: Eukaryota; Metazoa; Chordata; Actinopteri; Cypriniformes; Cyprinidae
Product: probable polypeptide N-acetylgalactosaminyltransferase 8
Exons: 11
Coding region: 78-1868 (596 amino acids)
Cellular component (GO): Golgi apparatus
Source: RefSeq, a predicted model, not a curated record
GUCACCUUUAUGAACAAGCGUUUGUAUACCUUCUGUGAAUUUUUCUUAUAAAUCACAGCCACAAAGACAUUUUGAAAAUGAGGAUUGCUGCAAGCAUCAUGUGUGUCUUAGCUAUUGGUUUUACAGUUUACUGUUUCAUGUACAUGUCAUUUAUCGGACAGGAGAGGAGUAAAGAGAACGAGUUACACAGACAAGAAGAUCUGGAGGUUCGCAGAAGACUGAGGAGAAUAGAAGAUCAAGUUAAUAAAAUAGUUUCAGCUAUAGAAAUCAAACAUCAAAAAAUCAAAGAGGCUGUUGUGGAACAGAAAACUGAGAUUAAGAAGUUGUAUCCACAAUCGCCUCUCUUUAAAUCAUGGGGAGCUGAACUUACAGAAGAGGAACAGAUGGAAGCAGAAAGGCAGUUUCAGGAGUUUGGAUACAAUGUGUUCCUCAGUAACAGAUUACCAUUGAACAGAAAAAUCCCUGAUACUCGAGACAUCAGAUGUACUGUGAAGAUUUACCCUAAGGACCUGCCAAACAUUAGUGUGAUUCUGAUCUAUUUGAAUGAGGCUCUGUCAGUCAUUAAAAGGGCAAUCUGCAGCAUCAUUGACAAAACUCCUGCUCAUCUUCUAAAGGAGAUCAUCCUGGUAGAUGACUACAGCUCGAACGAGGAUCUGCAUUUGGCUUUAGAUGUAUAUAUUCAUCUAAUUAAUAAAGACAAACCUGGCUUAAUUAAAAAAGUGAGACACAAACGGCAGAUGGGCCUUGCCAAGGCAAGGGUCUCAGGUUGGGAAGCGGCCGCAGGUCAGGUGGUAGCCAUUCUGGAUGCGCACAUUGAAGUUCAUUGGGAAUGGGCAGAGCCACUACUUGCAAGAAUCAAAGCUGACAGGACAGUAGUGCUGUCACCAGUGUUUGACAAAGUGAUGUUUGACACACUGGAGGUUAAGAAGUAUAAUCCUGCUGCUCAUGCGUUCGACUGGAACCUUUGGUGCAUGUAUGAGUCCUUCCGCCCAGAAUGGCACAAAAUGAAUGACCCAUCAGAACCAGGAAAGAGUCCCUCAGUCAUGGGUAUCCUUGUCGCUGAACGUCAAUUCCUGGGAGAAAUUGGAGUUUUGGACGAAGGAAUGACAAUUUAUGGGGGUGAAAAUGUUGAAUUAGGAAUACGUGUGUGGCUCUGCGGUGGGAGUAUUGAAGUGGUGCCGUGUUCAAAGAUCGCACACAUUGAAAGAGCACAUAAGCCAUAUUCACCAGAUUUCAGCAAAGCUAUGCGUCGAAACGCCCUGAGAGUGGCUGAAAUCUGGAUGGAUGAAUAUAAAUCAAAUGUUAAUAUUGCCUGGAAUCUCCCUCUAAAGGAUCAUGGGAUUGAUAUUGGUGAUGUGACUGAAAGAAAACAGUUACGAGAGAAACUCAAAUGUAAGCCUUUCAAAUGGUACCUGGAAAAUGUAUAUCCUCUCCUAGACAGGUGGGAAGACAUAAUUGGUUAUGGUGUGCUGAAGAAUGACAUUCAGAAAAGAUACUGCAUUGAUCAAGGACCUGUUCCUGGAAGUGUACCUAUUCUGUACACGUGUCAUUACUAUGAACCUCAGCAUUGUUACUACAAUCGUAAUGGAGAGAUCUACAUUGGAGGCAUCAAAUCUCACACGUAUAACUCUAACCGUUGUCUAAUGGACCCUGGUAGUGGAAAUACACCGGCGUUACAUAACUGCAAAAAUGCCAAGGAGAAAGGAUUGAGUGUAUACUGGGACUUUUCUCAGGGAAAUGCAAUAAGAAACAGAAACACAAAUCGAUGUCUUGAAAUCAGACAAGAAGAGGAUUCUCACUAUUACCUUAUUUUGCAAGCUUGCACAGGACAAAAAUGGACAAUACAACAUGUCAUCAAAGAUUUUUAAAAGGAAAUUUCACAGAAGUGGAAACACUGUAAAGGAAAUCAAUGUAGAAAAACUUCAAAACAAGUCAUACUGUCAUAAAUCAGGCCUCUGUGGUUCCUCUGAUUGGCACCAGAGGGCAUUAUCACUGAAAUACUAGCUUUCCCACAGACUCCAUUUCCCAUAACCCCACACUGGCGCUGGUUACCAGCACACCUGUUGCUUAUUCCCGGGACUAUUUUAGCUCCUUUAUUCUCCAUGCUAACUGGGAAGUCUUGUUUUGCCCUGGCUGACAUUACUGAGUGUUCUCUUGUAUUACUCUGUUGGAUUGCCAUGUUUGACCCUGAUCCCUGAAUUCUUGCUGCGUGCCUUGACCCUCUGCAUGUACUCUGAUUCUGCUUUUGCCUUGUUUCUGAUAACCCUGUCUACUGGUGAUUUAAGAGACACAGCUGGCCUUGUGUCUGCCCGUGCUAGAAACAAGCUCCCUUUCAGCAAGUUCAAUCACCAGACCCACACCAAUGGCUCAUUCCACAGCGUUCCCAGCAAAGUUUGAUGGAUCCUGCCAAAUGAUUUUUACUCAAGUGUUCCUUGAUUAUGUUCCUUGAUCAUGUUAUAUCCCACAGAUAAAAAGCCGAAUUCACCAGUAACUCUUUACUAAGAAGACAUGUUAGGGUUCUUUGGAGAUAUAAUGUUCCAACAAGCCAGCUUGACCAAUUACCAAAGAAGAAUGUCAAAAUUACUUAGGAAAAUAAGAUUUUCUUAUCAAAGUGAUAAAAAGUUAUGUUGCAAAAAUAAUGCACCAUCCUGAAAGUUACUAAAUAAAAAAAAUGUGUGUAGGUUUAAGACAAAUUUGGAUUAACAGGUAUGUAUAUUGAACCAAAACUUUUAAAAACAAGUAGGCCCGGUUUCACAGACAGGACUUAGCUUAAGCUAGGCUUAAGCCAUAGUUAAAUUAGGACUUUUAAGUAGUUUUUAGAAAUAUGACUUAGAUAAAAACAUUACUGGUGUGCAUAUACCAUGCAAGUGCAAGUGCAAGCUCACAGAGUACGACACCGCUUGCAGAAGUGACUAGAAUUGCGUACUAUUGCCAAAGCACAAUAAACUCAUUCAACCUCUUCCAAGGCCCAUAUUUACAAAAGAUAGACUUCUGGGAAUCCAUACUCUUGUCUCAAGAGACCAAGUCAAUCAUUUCGGAUACAAAAGCAUCCAAAAUGUUCUGGUGUUGCUAGAGGAGGAGUACAGUGAGAAGUGCCUGGUUCCCACAGUGACGUUCAGUGGUAGUAAAGCUCUUAUAGUGUGAUGUAUGAGGGCUGAAGGUGUGAGGGAGUUGUGCUUUAUCAACACUGUGUCAUGUAAUACAAUAACUUGAAACAGAAGAUGCUACCCUCUCCUCAUUCCCAGCAGUGUUGACAAUGAUAUUGAUAUGACAAGAUAUUCAUUCUCCCAAGGUGAAAAUCCUUCAGUGGGCAUGUAUUUCACUUAAUCUUAACACUUUUGAGGAGCUGUGGGGGAUUCUGUAGAGACAAGCUAGGCAACACUCCCCAUUAAAGACCAGGGCAAUAAGGAACAUCAUCCUCCAGGAGUUAAACAGGACAGAUGUGGCAUUUUAUCAUGAACUUGUACACUCAGUGCCAAGAAGGGUCAGAGCAGUAU